GGCGCAUCUUUCCAGAGGAGUACAAGGCCACUACCUGCGCACUUUAAAAAAAACCACCUCUGUUUUGAAGGGUUUUAACAGCAAAAACCCCAAUCAAAGCGUCCUCUUCUCCUCUCUCUCUCUCUCUCUCUCUCUCUCUCUCUCCCACCCACGCUUCUCCCUCUUCGCCUUGUCCCCCUCUGUCUCUAGCCUCUACGCCAUGGAGGGGGAGGUGGAGGGGCCGGUGAGGGUCCGCGUGGUGUUCGACGAUCGCCGCAUGCUCACGAGGUCGCAGAGGGCGGAGGGGCUGCGGCGGUGCUGGCUCCUCCUCCGCCCCGGGAUCGCCACCGUUGCCGACCUCGCCCACCACGUCUCGCGCCGCUUCCGCCUCCGUCGCGCCUGCCCCGAUGGCCUCGUCCUCUCGAUGGAUGAAUUUGUCCUACCAUCAUUCGAAUCAACAUGCAUUUUCAGGGACAAAGAUAUUAUAAGAGUGAGAAAGAAGGUUUGCAAGAAGAAGGAAAUUGCUGAUAUACCUGAUGAUGUGCAUUGCAUUCAAGAUUCUGAGAUAAUUGAGAAGCAGCCCAUCCUCUCUAAUGGUGAAAUUCUGGCCAUCGAGUCCCAAGACGAUGUUGGCAGACGCAAAGGCAAAGAUGAACAGGGUGGAUCAGAGCAUCAAGACAUAAAUGCAACUUGUACACACGAGGGAACAAGUACUAAGAAGAAAAGAAAAGAUUCAGAUAAAUCCCAUAGCUCGAAGAAGAAGAAACAGAAACUAGCCGAUCCUGAAAAGUCGAUUGUCAUGACUGAAGAAAUUGAAAAUAUCCACCAGGAACAGAAACAAAGCUUUUUUGAGAAGGGUGAAACUUCUAAAAAAAAGUCAAAAAUAAAAGAUUUGUCAUCUAAGGGUGAUGGAAGAUCAGAUGCAUUGGUUGACUCUCAAGCUGAUAAUGUUGCCAAGGAAACAGACAAAUCUGCACCAACAGGAGAGAGAAAUGAUCAAGCUGAGGUGAAUUGCCAAGCUAACACAUGUCAAGCACAGGCCAAUGGCACUACCAUAAAGGCUCCUAGCAGAACUGCUCUUCGUAAGAAGGCCAAAAGAAUAUAUUGGAGGGAGGUUAAGCGUCAAAUGAAGGAGAAUUCGCAGAGCUUGACGCCAGCAAAUAACAUGCAAUGGCCACCACCAAAACAACAGGCGGCAAGUAACUCCCAGUGCCGACCACUGCAGCAACAAACUCUGGAAGAGAAUAGAGAAACCGUGGAUGAAGUUGUUCCAAUCGUGGUUAGACCCGGUCAUAUUCGAUUUGAACCUGCAGAUGAAGGACCAAGUAAUUGGCAAUCAAAAUUAGAUGCUGGGCCGAGUAAUCUGCAAUUAAAUGGGCCAAGGGAGACUUUACUGUGGAAUGGAAUAGCGAGCAAGAAGAAGGGACAGAAAUGGGGUAGGGAGAAGGGCUCAUGCAGGAGCAAUGAUGUUGAAGUUGUUUAUAAUGAGCCAGCCAGCGAAAAGAUUAUACCUGAGCAAGGAAAAAGUGUUGAUGUGCACUUAGAUUUUGAAAGCCUUUUCCCUUUAACUCGCAUUCCCAAGGAAGGUGAUCUUAUUGUGUAUCGCUUGGUGGAGUUGUCAUCCUCGUGGUGUCCCGAGCUUUCUUCAUACCGAGUUGGAAAAGUGAUAUUAUAUGACCCUAUAUCCAUGAGAAUAUUGCUGGUACCUGUCCCGGAGUACCCAAUUUUUCCUGAUGCUAAGGAAGAUACAGAUGAAUCUGCUUUACAAUGGGACAUCUCGCUAUACAAAGAGGAUGGCACUUUAGAGAUUGAUUAUCCAUCCCUUGUCGACGUUCGGCUACUGAAGGGAGCUGAUUCGGCAGCUGAAGCAAAUGGAACAACACCAGAAAAUACUAAGGAAAUGACCUCGGGUAAAAGCAUUGCGAGAGUUAGCAACUGCGAAGUGGCCAUGGCAAAAAGUAAUGCUCAAAAUUCUGCUGGUCCUUCAGGGAGCAAGCCAAGCUCGGGCUGGGAGCAAAUUGACCAGGCCUUACACGAGAAAAAGGCGGAGCUUCAGGAGAAUGGCUGGGGUACAUGGACUCCAAAUAAGAGCACUUUCACCACUUCUUCAUGGUCGUACAGCGCGCUUAGAGGGAGUGCUCUUGGCCCCACUGUUGCAUUCUUGAGGGGGAGAAACAAUAGAGGCGGUAAGAAUUUCAAUCCAAAAUUUAGAAAGUGAUGCUGUGCUACAUCUACUGCUAGAUAAGGAGAUAUUGUUCUAUCUGUGUAGAGAUUUCACUACAUCGCGGUCGCAUGAUUGUUAACUUCAUUUCACACUGAACCUCUCAUGCUGCCAGAAACAUGAACUAGAUGUCAUCUCUGUCAUCAUUUUGGUGUGAAACGUAAACGUAAUUAUUUUCCUUGCGAUUCCUAAA
Molecule: messenger RNA, 2393 nt
Organism: Ananas comosus (pineapple)
Lineage: Eukaryota; Viridiplantae; Streptophyta; Magnoliopsida; Poales; Bromeliaceae
Product: coilin
Exons: 13
Coding region: 200-2197 (665 amino acids)
Biological process (GO): spliceosomal snRNP assembly
Cellular component (GO): Cajal body
Molecular function (GO): U1 snRNA binding; U2 snRNA binding
Source: RefSeq, a predicted model, not a curated record